Molecule: messenger RNA, 348 nt
Organism: Hydatigera taeniaeformis
Lineage: Eukaryota; Metazoa; Platyhelminthes; Cestoda; Cyclophyllidea; Taeniidae
Source: the annotation of a GenBank genome assembly
AUGUUAUCGUUCGUGUGGGAUUUAUGUUUUAGUCCAGAUGGUAAACUAGUUGUUGCAGCCGUGGGUUGCAAUGUAUUGGUAUAUAGAGCCGAAUGUGGAACAUUGUUGAAAACAUUGAAAGGUCAUAGGGAUACCUGCCUUUGUGUUAACUUUAGCUCUGAUGGAUCUCACUUUGCUAGUGGAGGGGUGGAUAACGUGGUGAUAGUGUGGAGAAGCGUUACAUUCGAUGGUAUAUUGAAAUACACACACAACUCAAGUAUACAAGGUGUGUGUUUCAACCCAAAGAUGUUACUCUUAGCAAGUUGUUCAUCAUAUGAUAUUGGUACUUUGUCACUGAUGACAAAAUGA